CCCGGUAGCUGGAGGCCCAGCACGAACGAGAACAGGCCUUGGGUCUGAAGUGGUUGCAUGCGCCUGUGUUCGGCCUAGUAUCCGUAUCCAGCCCAGGGCCUGCUUUCCAUACAUUCACACAGGCGGCCCAGGGCUUGGAUUCUUUCAACGAACUGGCGCUAAAAGCCACUAUGGACAAACUCCUGCAGUGUCCCAAUCAUCGUCUCACUUCCACACAGAUCUUGAACUUUGCACGAGCACUUCAUGAACCUCAUCGAUCUCAACUGUAUGCCCAAACCAAGGAAGAGGGCAUGCCAUAUGAGAAGUUUAGUAAGAUAGCCGUAGACCUUGUCGGCUUCCUCCAAGAGGCAAACUAUUGCCAUUAUUGGAAGGACAUGCAAAAAGGAGGUCGUUGGAAGAAGAGAACAGUAGUCGGUAGUAUAAAAGGGAAAGCUAGUCUUCUGGUCUCAUUUGAAGGCGGAGUCGUCGAAGAACUGGCUUAUGAAGAUAUAGAUUACGGACUGGAAGACACAAGGAGCAACCAAAUGGCCGAGGGGACUAUUCGGCUGCUGCAGCCCACGCGGGAGGGGGACAAGGAGGAAGAGGAGGCUGAGGAAGGGGUGGAGGCCGAGGACGUGGCUCCUACGGGAGUAAUAGAGAAGGUAGCUAUUACACGGGAGGUAGGGGUAACAGUUCCUCGCAAGGUGGACGUGGUUCCUCCUCUACAAGAGGAAGAGGAGGGGAUGGAUGAAAUACGCUGGUACAAGUUUGGUUAUGGGGGAGGUGCCAAUGGGAAAGAUGUGUUGAAAGGCUUUGAGAAAGGCGGAUCCUGUCUUGGUGAGACGCCACCAUGGAAGCAGCCUGGUAAAUCCCCAGCUUGUUCGACAGCUGAAGAUUUGCUGCGUGCUCAUCUUCUGCUACAAACUGAUGGACACCUGAGUGCAUGGAGGCUUCUGGGAGUGAACUUGCAACACAGACAACCAUUCCGGUCAGAGGUCGAUGGCCUAGUCGGGGAACUUAGACCCAAUUUGGUAGACCAGGUGCUGCCGGUUUCUCAUGUGCACCAGCAGGCAUCCAAGCAGCAGCAUAUGGCUGGUGGCAAUCCGACGGGGUUGUCACCGUUGUCUUCUUUGUAUGAUCAAACUGGCAUUGAUGAUGGGAAUGGCCUCUUUUUGUGGUUGUUCAUGCAUCGGGCUUCACUAUGCCAGGAUCUUCAGUGCCCGUCCAUCCAGGCAGCCAUUUCCCAUCUCGCUUUGGUUGAUGAAGGUGUAUGGAGAUCAUCCGAAAGUAAUGACGAGGUGGCCAUUUCAUUGUUUCUUGCUCUUCAGAACCGAAUUGAAAGGGCUCUCGUUGGUCUGUCGUAUGUACGAUUUGGGGACUUCUUUGUGCGCUGCAAACCAGCUGCAGGGGUUGAUUUACCACCAAGGGGGGUGUUACCCCCUGAGAUGACUGAGGAAGACUUGUCAGUGCUCAGGUACCGAAGAGGAUGCUGGAGUCAACCUGAACAUGUUCUGACUAGUCAAUGUCGGUCUAAAGUGUCUGGUGGCGGGAGCAUCGUGGAACUCGCUAAGAAUCCGUGUACGCAAGUAAGGCUCACUCGGUUUGCAAAGAAGGUCGUUCCCCCGUGUGUGGACAAGCAAGUACCCCUCUUGGAUCCGGUAGUGAGAAGGCGCCGGAUUAGGAGAGGAGCAAUUCGUGUACUUGUCGCGAAACUCGGGGUCGGCUUGGUAGCCGCGGAUGAAGCUGCCCCACAGGUCGUUGUCGAUCUCGAAGGUUGAAUAGACCGCGGUACAAUGAUCCGGACGACGUGAAAGAGCAUCCGGAAAACGGUUCAACCUCCCCAGAAUGUGAUCAGGAAAGAAGUCCAACUGGUCAAUGAAAGCCAUCCAUCAAG
Molecule: messenger RNA, 1873 nt
Organism: Chara braunii
Lineage: Eukaryota; Viridiplantae; Streptophyta; Charophyceae; Charales; Characeae
Source: the annotation of a GenBank genome assembly